CAUUUACUCAGGGACAGUAGCAGGUGCUCGAGAGGCAUUUUUCAAUGGUGUACCUGCUGUCUCAAUGUCAUAUGAUUGGAUUGGAGGUAGGAGCAAUAUUAAUGACUUCACACUGGCUGCUGAGGCCUGCUUGCCUAUCAUAAGUGCAAUAUUGGCUGAGAUCAAGAACAAAAGUUAUCCUCUGGGUUGUUUUCUGAAUAUAGAUCUGCCAACGAAUGUACCGAAUCACAAGGGAUAUAAGUUGACUAGACAGGGCAAGAGUAUUGUCAGAAUGGGGUGGACGCAAGUUACUUCUGGUGCACAAGGAGGAAAAAUGUUGUCAACAAUGACGAUGGAGAUGAAUUCAUCGGCAUGUACAGAUUCAGAUGCUUUAAGUAUACCACAAGAACAUCUUUUAUUCAAGAGAGAAGUAAGGGGUGGCCAAGUUGAAGAUGGUGAUACAGACUACUCUUCCCUUCGAGAAGGAUAUAUAACUGUUACGCCACUUGGGGCCUUAUCUCCUGCAGAGAUUGACUGCCAAGCAUACUUUAAAGAAUGGCUACCUGGCGUGGCUGAACGCCCUUCUUCCUCUGCCUUGUGA
Ilex paraguariensis (yerba mate) is the source of this 580-nucleotide messenger RNA. Lineage: Eukaryota; Viridiplantae; Streptophyta; Magnoliopsida; Aquifoliales; Aquifoliaceae. The record is from the annotation of a GenBank genome assembly.